UACACACACACACUCCCAUCCCCUGCCUGAAAUACCAAAAUUCUGAGUGCCGAGUGGUACGAAACACACACCAAAAUUCCAUACUCCCCUCUUCUUUCUUAUUUAUUAUAUUCUUCUUAUUCUCACUCGGUUCCAACACUUUUAUUGCAAAAUCCAUCAUCUCUCUCUCUCUCUCUCUCUCUCUCCCAACCAAUCCCUUAUUCAAUACGGACUUAGCGUAUCUUAAUGGAUUCCGACGAUAAACGGAUUGAAGACCUACUCUCCCACCCUAUUCUACUCUCUGACCGUCUUCGCUCCGCCGUCCACGAAGCCCACUCCUUCAAAAUUGAGUGUGCUGAAGUGGCCAAGCAAGUGGAUCGCCUCGCCCAAAUGCUCCGAAUCGCGGUUCGAUUCGCCACCGGAACUCCCGCCAUCUAUGAGCGUCCCAUCCGCCGGGUUGUUGCCGAGGUUUCUAAGAAUCUCGAACGUGCCCUAACCCUAGUACGCAAAUGCAAGCACCAGAGUGCGCUUCGCCGCGUUAUGUCCAUCACCAGCGUUACCGAUUUUCGUAAACUAUUCAACCUUCUAGACGCUUCGGUUGGGGAUAUGAAAUGGCUUCUCACUAUUUUCGAAUGCAAUGGUGGCGGUAUCGUGCUUUCGCUUCCCCCAAUUGCUAGCAAUGACCCCAUUAUUGCUUGGGUUUGGUCUUCCAUUGCCUCGAUUCAGAUGGGUCAAUUGCCGGAUCGUAUCGAAGGUACCAACGAACUCGCUUCGCUUGCCGCUGAUAAUGAGAGAAACAAAAAUAUUAUUGUUGAGGAAGGAGGAAUUCCUCCUCUUCUCAAGCUUUUGAAGGAAGGCCCCUCGCCGGAGGCUAAAAUUGCGGCCAUCAAGGCACUUAAUACGCUUGCAAAUGAUACGAACAGAGUGAGGACUAUUGUUCAAGAACACGGAGUUCCGAUUAUAGUGCAGGCUCUUGCAAAUUCGCCGAUGCUGGUGCAGACACAAGCGGCAAGUUUGGUGGCGAGGAUGACAAUGCAUGAUCCCCUAGCUCAAGAAGAUUUUGCACGAGAGAACGUGAUUAGACCCCUCGUCGUUACUCUGUUAUCAUUUGAGACUUUUAUGGAUGAUACGUGUAGGCAAAGCAUUCAUUCCAUUGUUCAGAUCAAUAGGAACCUCGAGAAGAAGACACUAGAUAAAAUAAUGGAACAAAACCCGAAUGCGAAGAAAAAUGCUUUGAGCAAUAUGGAAGGGGGUAGUGGGGCAGGGAACUCCCGGAAAGAGAGGGGAAAUGAGAGACCUGAAGUAAAGCAUAAGCUGAAAAUAACUUGUGCUGAGGCUUUGUGGUUGCUUGCAAAAGGGAGCGUGUCGAAUAGUAGGAGAAUUUGUGAAACAAAAGGAUUGCUUUGUAUGGCAAAAAUGGUGGAGAAAGAAGAAGGGGAAUUGCAGAUGAAUUGUCUGAUGUGUAUAAUGGAGAUAACAGCUGCGGCAGAAUCCAAUGCGGACUUGAGGCGUGCAGCGUUCAAGACAAAUUCUCCUGCUGCCAAGGCUGUGGUGGAUCAGAUGUUGAGAUUGAUAAAUGAUUUGGACAACCCAGCUCUGCAAAUUCCUGCCAUAAGAUCCAUAGGAUCACUGGCUAGGACAUUUCCCGCGAGAGAGACACGAGUGAUUGGUCCUUUGGUUGUGAAACUCGGGAGUAGGCAUGUAGAUGUGGCUGCAGAAGCUGCCAUUUCGUUGGGGAAGUUUGUUUGUCCAGAGAAUUUUCUGUGCAUGGAGCAUUCGAGGACAGUAAUAGAGUUUAAUGGAGUGCCACUCGUACUGAAGUUACUAAGGGAGAAUGAGAAGAGUCAAAUGUAUGGAGUGAUUCUGUUGUGUUAUCUUGCACUUCAUGCAGGGAACAGUGAGAUUGUGGAUCAGGCCAGGGUUUUGACAGUACUGGAAGGGGCGGAUCGCACCAUGAUUACCCUACACCCAGAGUUGAAAGAGUUGGUGGGAAAGGCAAUUAGUCACCUCAAUCUCUAUCAUGCAGGAAUGGGAAUCCAUUCUAAUUUACACUUGGGGUUGCCUUAAAAUAUCGGUGAGAAAGGGGGUAUGGCUAUGGCAUAUAGAUAUCCUCUGAACAAAAUUUUAGGUAGAGUUGUGUAAAUAAAGCUUAUACAUUUUUAACUUCCAAUGUGGUUGAGUUGACAUGAAUGAAUAAUUAAAAAAAAAAAUUACAUAGUGGAAUACCUUUUUUCUUCUA
This is a messenger RNA of Cucumis melo (muskmelon), 2218 nucleotides long. RefSeq names its product ARM REPEAT PROTEIN INTERACTING WITH ABF2. Gene Ontology annotation, biological process: cell surface receptor signaling pathway. The record is from RefSeq and is a predicted model, not a curated record. The transcript has a single exon. NCBI's taxonomy places the organism in Eukaryota, Viridiplantae, Streptophyta, Magnoliopsida, Cucurbitales, Cucurbitaceae. Gene Ontology annotation, molecular function: protein binding. Bases 226 to 2046 code for a protein of 606 amino acids.